Molecule: messenger RNA, 387 nt
Organism: Emiliania huxleyi CCMP1516
Lineage: Eukaryota; Haptophyta; Isochrysidales; Noelaerhabdaceae
Exons: 1
Source: RefSeq, a predicted model, not a curated record
AUGCUCCAUCGACGCGGUGCAGGCGGCCCCAAGCCAAAGGGGUGGACACGUGCCGCCAAGAACGCCUUCCUAAUCCACUUUGGUGUGCGCACGGGCGGUGCUCCAGUGGACGCCACUGCCGACGGCGCCGCCGCCGACCCGCCCGCCGCCGACCCUCCCACCGAGGAGGUCGACGGAGCUGCAGACCCAGCGAUGCAGUCCGAGGCCGCCGCUCCGGCGGCAGAGGCUGACGUCCCGAUGGCGCAAGCGCUGAGCGAUGCCGAGCUUUCAUCAGAUCACGAGCACGAGGAGCAGCCGCUGCUCCAUGAGCAGCGGCUUGCGACAGUCAACCAGGAGCAGGCACGGCUUGAGGCGCUGCGUUGGACCGAGGAAGAGGUGGCUUUGUGG